Messenger RNA from Epinephelus lanceolatus (giant grouper), 1843 nucleotides. RefSeq names its product complement C1q-like protein 2. The record is from RefSeq and is a predicted model, not a curated record. NCBI's taxonomy places the organism in Eukaryota, Metazoa, Chordata, Actinopteri, Perciformes, Serranidae. Gene Ontology annotation, molecular function: protein binding.
ACGAAAAUUUCCCUUGUCAGCCGUGUGACGCCAAGUGACACUGUCACCGCACCAACAGCUGCAGGGUGAACUGGGCUUUAGGGUUACAACGUGUUUGUUUCUCCCCCCUGCUCUCUCUCUCUCUCUCUCUCUCUCUCUCUCUCUCUCUCUCUCUCUCUCUCUGCCCUUAGUCCUGGGGUUGAGUAACUCCGUUUUGGUCCACUCUUUUUUUGCCGUGGCUUUUAGCUCUCACCACCUUCCACCAUUACGUCCCAAAGCAAAACGGACUUUUUAGCGCUUGCUUCUCGGACUCUCCAGAGGAAGAGAAUCGUCGCCGCUGUGGUUGGCAUCGUCAUGGUUUUGGCUCUCAUCAUCGCAAUUCCGCUGCUGGUCCAAACUACCAAGACUGAUGCGCACUACGAGAUGAUGGGCACCUGUCGGAUGAUCUGUGACCCAUACAACCCCAAACCAAGUGCCACGGCUCUGGAGGUCAUGCAGGAGUUGAGCGCCAUCCCUUCUCCGACCUUUGUUCAAGGGACUAAAGGCGAGCCGGGUCGGCCGGGGAAACCCGGGCCGAGGGGUCCGCCAGGAGAACCGGGACCACCAGGUCCGAGAGGGCCGCCGGGGGAUAGAGGAGAUUCUGGAAAGAUGGGACAUCCGGGGAUAGUGGGCACAGCGCGGACCGAGAUCGGUGGAGAGCUCGGCUCUGCUGUCGGCGGGGCAAAGAUAGCGUUUUAUGUGGGUCUGAAAAACCCACAUGAGGGAUACGAAGUGUUAAGGUUCGACGAUGUCGUCACUAACCUGGGGAACCACUAUGACCCGAUAACCGGCAAAUUCACAUGUCAAGUGCCUGGGAUUUACUACUUCACUUAUCAUGUGCUGAUGCGCGGAGGAGACGGGACAAGCAUGUGGGCAGACUUGUGCAAAAACGGACAGGUCCGAGCCAGCGCCAUAGCACAGGACGCAGACCAGAACUACGACUAUGCCAGCAACAGCGUCGUCCUGCAUCUGGACUCAGGGGACGAGAUUUAUGUCAAACUGGACGGCGGCAAGGCGCACGGCGGAAACAACAACAAAUACAGCACGUUUUCCGGUUUCCUUUUAUUCCCGGACUAAAAUGGGAUAAUCGCAGCACUCCAUCCCAGAACUGCCAUGACAGAAAUAAAGCUUAGUUCAGUGUGAUCAACACUGUUGAUCAGACCGACGAGAGGAAGCUGCCACCGUGUUAAGAUGCGCCCAGUCUCAUAUGCAGUCUGAAAACUUUUCUCAUAUCGUAUGUGAGAUUAUAUCAUCCAUAUAAUAAGCAUACCACUUAUUUCCAUAAUAAUUUCACAUGCUCUGCUAAUUUUCUAUAGAAAAUAAGCAAAUAUCUCCACUAUGGCAUGUCCAGGGACCCUUCUGAAACGUGUUGUUCAGCUUUGAAACAAGUGAAAUUAUUCUGAUAAAUUCAAAGAAUUAUUCAUAAUCUCAAUAAUUAUUGACCUCUAUUGUUUUGAGACUCUGCUACAGAUUAGCAACCUUCAUGUGAUAGAUUCACAGUCGAUAUUUGCAGUGCAGGUGUUGUAGCGUUUUCUCUUUGUGCAUUUUGUGGAGUUGAGGUUAUUCAUUGCCCUGGAGAGGGAUCUAUUGAAACUGAACUGAAAAGGCCUUGCUGACCUCCCCUUUAUACAGAGGACAUUGCUGUGUGACGUGAUGCUAUUUUUGCUUGAAAGUGUGUGUCACAAAGAUAUAUAUAUAUACAGUCUAUACAUAUGUAUGCAGUUAUGUAUGUAUUUAUUCAAAAAGAAAUUAAAUUAGUGAAGCACAUCAGUCAUAGCUUACCAUUAUCUGUCCAUCCAGUGUUGCAAAAAUGUUUCUAUGUCUU